Molecule: messenger RNA, 1053 nt
Organism: Peronospora farinosa
Lineage: Eukaryota; Oomycota; Peronosporomycetes; Peronosporales; Peronosporaceae
Source: the annotation of a GenBank genome assembly
AUGGCUACAAAAGGUGACCACGAAAAGCCCGAGACGGUGGAUAAUGAACAUCAACCAAUUAUCAAAAAGGUGCGACUCGAUGUGACGGAAGAAGUUAAAAAGGUUAAAAUUGAUGAAAAUGCCACUCCACAGCCAGAAAUUGGUGGAUCUAAGAUUGCAGUUGAAAAGGAUUUAUCGGCGUCAACGUCACCCGUGACGGAAUAUCAAGAAGAAGAAGAGAAUGUUAGUCAAGAAAAGGAAAAAGAAGUCAAGGCUCUUACGACUGGCAGUGCAUUCGGUGGCUUUAGCUCCUUUUGUGGUGAAAAAAAGGCGUUCACACUAGCAAAUUCGAGUGAUUUUGGACCUAAGGCUUCGGAUUCGAGGUUUAGAGGAAUUGAUACAGAAAAGUCGAGCAAGUUGGACGAUGAAACGUCAUUAUCGUCGUUGUCGGAUACAACGACGAGCAGCUCAAGUGGAUUCGCGCUGUUUCAGAGCAAUUCCUCGGCGACGUUUGCGUCAUUUGCUGCGACGCAGUCGACGACAGAGGGUUUUGGUGCAAUGGCGUCAUCGUCUUUAUCCACUGAUUUUUUGGAUACAGACGUGAUGAAGAGAGCGGACCCUGUUGUGCCGGCAUUGUCCGAAGCAGAGUUAGCUAAUGGAGAAGAAGGCGAACAGAUAUUGAUCGAGAAACGCGCCAAGCUGUUUAAAUUAGUGGAGAAGGACUACGCAGAAGUUGGUAUUGGUCCAUUGCGAGUUCUGAAAACAAAGGAUACAAAGACGGAGGAAGACAAGGCGACUGCACGAAUUGUGAUGCGGCGCGAGUCGUACCCGCACGGACAUGGCACCAAGUUGCUGAUGAAUGCAAGCUUAGGCUCUUGUCUGCAGUGCGAGCAGAAGACAGAGAAGACGAUGCUGUUGACUGUAUUGGAGGCAAAUGAGGAUCUGGUAGCGACAAAGAAGUUCAUCCCAGUGACUUAUCUCAUGCGAUUUGGAUCAUCGGAUGAUCUUGACGUAGUGAGUGCGCAGAUUCAAGCCAACAUGCAUUCGUCGACAGCACCUGCGUCGUCCAAUUGA